Molecule: messenger RNA, 4238 nt
Organism: Drosophila bipectinata
Lineage: Eukaryota; Metazoa; Arthropoda; Insecta; Diptera; Drosophilidae
Gene: 5-HT7
Product: 5-hydroxytryptamine receptor 7
Biological process (GO): chemical synaptic transmission; G protein-coupled receptor signaling pathway, coupled to cyclic nucleotide second messenger
Cellular component (GO): plasma membrane; dendrite
Molecular function (GO): neurotransmitter receptor activity; G protein-coupled serotonin receptor activity
Source: RefSeq, a predicted model, not a curated record
GUGCUUGGGCUACUUGAAUAAAAAAUAAGCAAAAAUAUUCAAUGCUAUUAGUGUGUGGAAAGAAAAAAUUCAAUAAUAUAUCCGCCAAAAUCUGUCGGGGUCUGCAGAUGGAAAAUCAAAUGAAUAUGAAUGGGAAAGUGCUCGAGCGUAAAUAGGCCAGAAGUCGAAACAUUGGGAAGCCAGAGAUAGCCACCGACCGACCAGGCGCUUGGACAAACUUGUGCAGUUUUCUCAGAUAUUUUCCAAACGCCGUGCGAGUGCUAUUAUUAAAGUAAUUUGUGCGACACUUGCCACCUGUUUGACAACUUUUUGGAAAACACAAUUUAUGCAAAAGGCCUCGAGAAGAAAGCAGAUCCGAUCCGAUCAGAUCCAACGAAAGCGAGAGUGUGUCGUUGACCGGGAAUAUAUGGAACGGCACUGAACGAGGUAACGAGCUACACGCGCUCCCGACGUCUGAAGAGUGUCUAAGCCAAAGAGGGAGACAGCUACAGCCAAACGAAAGAGACGGCGCCGCGGGAAAAAGGCGACAAUCAGACAGACCACAAUAAGGCACUGAACAGCGGAGAAAAAGAUUUAUUGAACGAGAUAACCCACAAGUACAAGGCAUAAAAGUCAAUGACCACAUCAACUGGAAGCCGCAAGCAGCGUUUUUAUUAAGCAUACGCCCCCACAUAAAUUAGUAAUCAAGACGCGCCCGAGGCGAAACUAAUAAGAGGACUUAUUUUUAUUGAAAUUAUUAUGAUUAAUGGCCAGUGCUGAGCUGUACUGGGCGGGAAAGUGACUCGAGUUGCGCAAUGAACCUUUGGCUAAUCGAAAGCGCGAUGCGAGGCAGCAGGUUAGCUGUGGGUUGCUCAUACGCCGCGUUGGCCCGUGGAAGUAGCGUUUAAUACAAGAAACCGAAAUUACACAAAAUUGAUGGCUGCAACCGGUCACUGUCAACGGAAACUAAUCUCCACCGCCACACUGACGCUUUUCAUCCUAUUCCUGAGCAGCUGGAUAGCCUAUGCAGCGGCAAAGGCGACGGCGGCCGCUCCGCUCCUGGAAAGCGAGACGGAGCCGUCAGCGCCGGACUUUGCCAACAGCAGUAGCGCCUUUCUGGGCGCCGUGGCCUCCGCAUCGGCUGCGUCUUCGGUUACGUCCUUAAGUGGCACUCCGCCCAUGAACAGUAGUCCAGUGGCCAUAGUCACGUACCAGGGCAUUACCAGUAGUUAUCUGGGGGAUAGUAACACCACCCUAGUGCCCCUGUCGGAUACUCCCUUGCUCCUGGAGGAGUUCGCUGCCGGGGAGUUUGUCUUGCCGCCGUUGCAAUCUAUUUUCGUGAGCAUUGUCCUGCUCAUCGUCAUCCUAGGAACAGUGGUGGGCAAUGUCCUGGUCUGCAUCGCCGUGUGCAUGGUCCGGAAAUUGCGAAGACCCUGUAAUUAUCUUCUGGUAUCACUGGCGCUCUCCGACUUGUGCGUUGCCCUCUUGGUAAUGCCCAUGGCUUUGCUGUAUGAGGUCCUGGAGAAGUGGAACUUUGGUCCGCUGCUGUGCGACAUCUGGGUGUCCUUCGACGUGCUUUGCUGCACAGCCUCGAUCCUGAAUCUGUGUGCCAUAUCCGUGGAUCGCUAUUUGGCCAUUACCAAGCCCUUGGAAUACGGCGUGAAGAGGACACCGCGAAGGAUGAUGCUCUGCGUCGGAAUUGUUUGGCUGGCGGCUGCCUGCAUCUCGUUGCCGCCGCUGCUGAUUUUGGGCAACGAGCACGAGGACGAGGAUGGCCAGCCUAUAUGCACAGUGUGCCAGAACUUUGCAUAUCAGAUCUACGCCACCUUGGGAUCGUUUUACAUACCGCUGUCGGUGAUGCUGUUCGUCUACUACCAGAUCUUCAGGGCGGCGCGGCGCAUCGUGCUGGAGGAGAAGAGGGCCCAGACCCACUUGCAGCAGGCGUUGAACGGAACCGGAUCGCCUACAGCCCCGCAGGCCCCGCCACUGGGUCACACGGAACUGGGAGGAAAUGGCCAGCGGCACAGCAGUGUGGGCAAUACCUCUCUAACGUACUCUACCUGCGGUGGCUUGAGCAGCGGUGGAGGCGGUGGAGGAACCCUAGGAGUGGGACUGGGAGGUGGACACCACGGCAGCGGCGGAGGUGUCAGCGGCUCCACCGGUCUACUUGGUUCACCGCACCAUAAAAAGCUGCGGUUUCAGUUGGCCAAGGAAAAGAAAGCCUCCACCACCCUGGGCAUCAUCAUGUCGGCCUUCACUAUCUGCUGGCUACCGUUCUUCAUCCUGGCUUUGAUUCGACCUUUCGAAACUAUGCACGUGCCCGCCUCCCUCUCCUCGCUCUUCCUCUGGCUGGGCUACGCCAACUCGCUGCUGAACCCCAUCAUAUAUGCCACUCUGAACCGAGACUUCCGCAAGCCGUUCCAGGAGAUCCUCUACUUCCGCUGCUCCAGCCUAAACACGAUGAUGCGUGAGAACUACUACCAGGAUCAAUAUGGAGAGCCUCCCUCGCAAAGGGUAAUGCUCGGCGAUGAGAGACAUGGGGCCCGGGAAAGUUUCCUCUAGAAAUUGUAAAUGGAAGCUUGUCAAAGCUGAAUGGUUAAGGACAUCGAUGCAGUUUGGAAAAUCUUCUAAAGGAUUUUCAUUAAAGGCUCGAAACACUCAAAUACUGGGAGGAUUUCUAUAAUAAUAACAUAAAAAUUGUAAAGUCACGGAAAGUAAUCCUGGAAGAGCUGCUUUUCUGGUAAAACUAAAUAUUGAAAAUCAGAAACUCUUAAAUUAUAAAAUUGUACAUUUUAGAAAAAAAAACACUCAAUGUGAAGUUAUAAUUUACCAAAGUAUAUAUGAUAUAUUGAUUUUGAACCUUGAGUUGACAGAGAGAAGGAGUUCGAAGAUUACUUUCCCAUACCCACACAUGGAUAUUUGUAUGUAGUAGUGUUAGUAGUGCGUAUCUCUGUAUAUGUGCACCGCCCCUUACAUUCGCGCAAGUGCGACCUCGCGGACGACUCCUCUAAAUGUAACUUGUUGUUGUAAUUUUAAACGUAGAACUAAGCAAUCAGUGUGGUCCAGCCACACACCCACCCACACGCACUCACAAAAAACCAUCAAACACACACACGGUUGUAACUGUGACAGGUUUCUACGGUUCCUUUUAUGUUUCGAAAACAAUCAGCACCGAAUAUGGAACACAAUCGUUAUCGAAUCUAUUGAUAUCCCCACCCCCGCAAACCAAUCUGUCUAGCCCCAACCCUAGUCCACUUCCCCUGACCUGAAACAAACAGGAAGAAAUGUUUGCCAGAGUAGUUAGUUGAUUUGCUAUACUCAACCUGAGCCAAAAAUUAAAUUUACAAGCUGCAGAUGCAGACACUAAGUCUAGAUACGAUUAAAAUUACGUUUGUGCUAUCCACUGUAAAUACCCAGCUCUGUCUAUAAAGAUACAUGCAAAUAAAAAUAUACAAUAUAUAUAUAAAUAUACAAGAAGAGUAGCCUAUACAUACAUAUGUAGUACGUGUACACUGUGCAGCUCGAGCUCAAGUGAACUAAGAAGUGAACUAAAUUGUAUUUUGUAACUUUCUGCAUUAGUCUUUUGUUGUAUUUUGUAUGAAAAGUCACGCCUCUCUGUGAUACCAAACAUUAAGCAUUACUUUUAUGUUUAGAAUGAAGCUGCAUCAAACGUAACACACAUACAAACCUAAACAUAUAGAUAUAGUAUCUACUAAGUGUGCAUGUUUUUAUUGUAUGUUUAUGUAUGUAAGCACUCCGAAAAGUGCAAUAUGAUAUUCGCGCCGCAAACCGACCGACAAACGAUAAGUAAAAAAUAAAAACUUGGUGUUUAAAUUGAAACGCAGACACAAGCGAGGGAUAAGCUAUGAAACUAUUUACAUAACCCCGACCCACCCAUACCCCAUACCCCCACUCGCAUAUAUCGCCACAAGAAGAUGAGAAUGAAAUUGAAAUUCAAAAUGAAAAUUAAAAUGAAAAACAAACAAAAUGGCAAACGAGCAUGACAAAACUACGCGCAGCUAAUUAUACGCAACCCGAAAUAAAGUUCAUUUCAAAAAUAAACAUCAAAUAUUAUUACUAAACAAAAGUAAUGGAUGUAACAACUAAAACCACUAAACAAACCCAAGUAAAGAUUAAAAAACACUUUCCGAGUGAAGCUUACAAAACUGCAUUUGAAAACUGUUCCCGAAAUAAAUUGAAAUCAUGCAAAAAUUAAGGCAUCAAUAAAAGGCAAAUCGUAUAAAUGUAAUUUACCUGAA